UCUUGGUAUUGGUCCAGGGUGUAAAACCCCUGCUCCAAAGGUUCAACAUAAACAUGUGUGCCUGUGACUCAUGGAGCCAUCAACAAUUUCACUGUGGCCUUAUCUUCCACCAAAUACCAUUCACACUUUUGGUCGGCACUGUGUGUUAAUUAUUGUCGUGUUGUCCGUGCUGUGCUUGUCCUUGCUUUGUCUAGGUCUCUCAUCAAGUGCAGCAACCUAUUACCGUCAGGUCCCUGUCUUAAAGAUCUCACACGAGGAGGACUAUGAUGGUCUUGCUGGGAAGGAGCUCAAAGUGGUGAUAGAUGGGAACGACCCGGACUAUGAGCACUUCUACACCAUAGGAAGCUACGAAACACCGACAGACGACCACGGGGUGGAGGAGUUCCAAACCUCCGAAAUGAUGCGAGACACGGUAGACCCCACAGAUCUGCCACAGCAUGAAAGGUUUAGAAGAGACGCCUCCAUACAAGCAGACCCCUGCCUGCUUCCGCUGGACGAGGGAAAUUGCUCCAAGUAUACGUUGCUUUGGUACUACCACAGGGAGAGUGGCCAGUGCCGUCCCUUCAUCUACAGCGGCUGCAAAGGAAAUGCCAACAGGUUCCAGACCCCAGAGGACUGUGAAGCCAACUGCAAAAACAAAGCAGAUCUAACAAAGCAAGAAGGAACCUGACUGAAAUGAAGAAGAGUUGAAACGAUUUAAAUUUUAAUCUUAAGGAGUUUCGGAAGUGGGGC
This is a messenger RNA of Hypanus sabinus (Atlantic stingray), 732 nucleotides long. RefSeq lists its product as uncharacterized. The transcript is spliced from 5 exons. NCBI's taxonomy places the organism in Eukaryota, Metazoa, Chordata, Chondrichthyes, Myliobatiformes, Dasyatidae. The record is from RefSeq and is a predicted model, not a curated record. Gene Ontology annotation, molecular function: serine-type endopeptidase inhibitor activity. Bases 71 to 670 code for a protein of 199 amino acids.